Molecule: messenger RNA, 8657 nt
Organism: Caenorhabditis auriculariae
Lineage: Eukaryota; Metazoa; Nematoda; Chromadorea; Rhabditida; Rhabditidae
Source: the annotation of a GenBank genome assembly
AUGCGCAUUUCGUUUGCUUUGCUGACCUUUUUAUCAUUGAUCGUGAUAGUGUUGUGCUCGGGUGAAGAGAGAGUGUUGAGAACUACAAGAGCAACGAUCAAGGAUGAUGAAGGGAAUCAUUUCGAGGUUAAAAUUCUCCAAUCAGUCCGAACAUCAAUUUCAAAAUUUUCCAGAACAAAUCAGGAAGCGAGAAAGGAAUUCUGCAGAAAUUUUUGUCGUUCAAAAACAAAGUGGCUCAUUUUUUCGCGCGACUCGCCAAAUUAAUCAAGGGAGCGCUAACUGGAGAUGUAAACGUUUAACAAUAAUAUUCAGAAAUUUUUCGUAUUGUAGGAAAAAGCGGUGGACUCUGUUAAGAACAUGCUUAGACCAAACAUCCCAAAUUGGAGACAGCACUUGAAAAAGUAUAACGGUUUUAUGUAUUUGUUUCAAUCCUAUUCUGAAGGUAUGUGACUAACUUUGGAAGAGAUUUGAAAACGAGUUCUACCUAUCGGUUUAUUCUUGCGGUCGCUGUUAAUGUAGGACUUCUGCUCGCCUUUUACAUUUUUUUGUUUUUCAAGUUGGUCAGUUUUUUUUUUUUGAUACAUUUUCAUCCCCAUCCGAGUAUAAUUCAGGUUAUAUCUUCUAUGAGUCAAAAAAAGCAGGAAAAUAACGGCUAUAACAAUGAAAACUACCACAGUUUUCAUGAAGGUUUCAACGUUCGGAGUUAUUCUUCGAUUCUGUUAUUUUCGUUUCAGCUUCACCAAUUAUUCCGCGAGCACAAGAUUUUCAACGACCAAUUAAGUAAAGAGUUGUCUCCUCUCAUUGCGAAAACUUUAUUUUGCAGUCGGACGUCGUGCCUCUCCCUUGACGGCUCUUUCACUUCUCCUCCUAUGAAUAACAUUGGUCAGUUUUUUUUUUUGAUUUUUGGUAUUCAUAUUUCGGUUGAAGUAAAUACCAACUUCUAUUUUUUCUUCCAUUUAAAGCUAUUUCUUGUUCUAUUAUCUUCUACUAUCCGAGUUUGUUUGUUUAGUUAAUCGUAUUUAAACCGAAUUCAACCUUCAAAAAAAUUUAACAUUAAUGAAGAUAAAAAAAAGAGAGAGCACAGAUUGUAAAAUAUGGUCUUUCAAAAGACUGAUUUUGAGGCUCUAUGUGAAAAAUAUAUAUACCAUAUGAAGUGAAAGUUUUCUAAAAAAAUACUUGAAAAAAAUUCCAUUGCUCCAACUUUCUUGAAGACCCAUAUUAAAUAUUGUUGUUACAAAAACUAACCUUAUGAAAUUUACUUUGAAACAGAAAAAAGUGAAGUUUUCGAGCAAUAACAAAUAGGUGGCUCUUGGAAGGUUCCUAAAUGCCUCUUUAGUGCUCACUUGUAAUGACGCAACUUAUCUUUGGCGCAUCGGAUAGUUUUUUUAAAUAUUCAGUUUCCUACAAAUAAUCCACUUAAAAGGAAGGGAAAAAUUGUGAAGAGCUAUUAAAGUAAAAAAAGAAAAAUACGGCUUUAUUUGAUAAUAGAAAGCUUUUCAUAUCCUUCAAAUGGGUCCAUAGGUUUUAGAAAUGAAAAUUUCGUCAAACUUGCUUUAUUAUUUCGAAUGGUCGUUUGAAGUUUGAAAUCAAAAAAAUUAAGACGAACCACAACAGCCUGUACAUUUCAAGCAACUCAAACUUCCCGACUUGAAUGUGGUAUCUCCGUGAAAAAUUGCACUAUUCAACUCACUGUAAAUUAACUUUCGAUUAUGUUUGAAUACGUAAUAAAAACUUUAUUCGAUUUGUUGUUUGGAUUAAUAUCUUGCUUUUUCGCUGUACAAAACGGAUAAUUUUUCUGCCAGUUUCAAAAAAAUAUAAAUUGCACUCAUUAAUUAUUCUUAUUAUCUAUAAAGCUGUUUUUUCUUCAACGGGGGAAAUACGGCAAGUGCAUUUGAUGAUCAACAAAAUGCAUUCGCCGAUUGGAUCCAAAAAGUGGAAUUUGUAUGAAUGUCGUGUGCAUGCGCAGAUGGAGUGAAAAAAUUCGACAUGGUUUUUUUAUAUAAAACUUUCAUUUUUUUCUAUUCUUUCGGAAAAAAAGGACGGCAUAGUCAACCCUUUUUUCUUUUGUAUUUUCAUGAAUAAAGAAAGUUUUCUUGGUGAAAACUGUGUACAUAUUGAAAAAUUUUCUUUUCAAAAAUUAAAAAAAAAAAAAGAUUUCGCUCUUGCCUCUCCCUCUCUCUCAUUCGGUAUAUAAUAUUUUUUCACAAUUUCGUUCUUGACACGGAAACUAAGAUCAUCAGUUUCUACUUGUAUGCUAUACUACAAGUUUUCGUUGCAUCAUUUUAUCUAAUCUUCUCAUGCGUGGCGCAAUGACAUUUCACGUUGUUUUCAGGGUUAAACCGCUUAACGCGAUGUCAUUUUCAUUGUUUUCUAAAUUGCAAGUAUCUAGAACUUUUGCGAACAUCGCAAAAUCUCAACGACAAUUUUCCACCUGUCGGUCAUCCAAACUUUUCAGGUUAGAAUUGUCUCUUUUUGUUCAAUUGACUUAUUCGGUUGCUGUGUUUCCGCUCUGAGGCUUCUCCUUCCUACUUCGAAUUUUUCAAAUAUUUCAGCCGUUCAUCUUUUGGUUAUCGAUUUGUCUUGUUGGGCCGAAAAUUUUCAUCCGUGCAGCAGAGCUCCACGAUGAGUUCUGGAAAGAAUAUUGUUGUACGCCGCGUCGAUAAUAUAGUCAAAAGCGCACAGGAUAAUCGCGAGGUGGGAAAUAAUUGGAACUUCGUAAAAUUUAUAAAAAAAAGAUUUUAGUAUCGAGGGCUCGAGUUGAAAAAUGGUUUAAAGGUUUUGUUGGUUUCUGAUCCAGAAACGGAUAAAUCUGCAGCCGCUCUCGACGUCAAUGUUGGUCAGUCUUGUUCUAUGAAUCAUUUGUUUCAUGUUUCUUCCGUUUUUCGAUUUUUUUUUUCAUUUUUCAGGACAUCUGAUGGAUCCGUGGGAGCUGCCGGGCCUUGCACAUUUCUGUGAGCAUAUGCUCUUUUUAGGGACAGAAAAAUACCCGUCGGAAAACGAAUACUCUAAAGUUAACUUUUUGGGAAGCUUUUUUCACUAUUCUAUUGAAGUUUAUCUCUGCAAACGCGGGUUCAACAAAUGCAUAUACAGCUUCGGAUCACACGAAUUAUCAUUUUGAUGUCAAGCCUGAUCAGCUGCCGGUUUUCUCGUUUUUUUUUCACGUGAUCGAAAAUAUUUUUCCUAUAGGGGGCUCUUGAUCGUUUUGUACAGUUCUUCCUGUCGCCUCAGUUCACAGAAAGCGCCACGGAACGAGAAGUUUUUUUUUCGAAGUUUUCAAUUAAAUAAACGGUUGAUAUAGGUCUGUGCUGUGGAUUCCGAGCAUUCGAACAACCUCAAUAAUGACGGCUGGCGGAUGCUUCAAGUAGAUAGGUUUCGGAUUCUGCGAGGCUAUCUUGACGAGCAUACUUCAGAUCUCUUUCGAAGAAGGGUCAUGACUACGGGAAGUUUGGAACAGGAAACAAGGUUAGACUUUCUCUAUGUCUUGAGAACCUUUUUUUCUCAGAAAACUCUUCUGGAAGACGCGCGUGCGAAAGGAAUCGAACCUCGCGAAGCUCUGCUCCGUUUCCACAAGAAGUGGUACAGCUCCAACAUGUCAGGAAACUUACCCAUUCCGAUUUGACAGUCGUGUUCAGAAUGACAUUGUGUGUCGUGGGCAAGGAAAGCCUGGACGAUUUGCAAAGUUAUUUGGGUGAUCUUGAGUUCGAAUCUAUUGAAAACAAAAACGUGGAAAGGGUUGCUUGGAACGAAUCUCCUUAUGGCCCAGAACAACUCGGUAAACGAAUUGAGGUGCGUCUCAAAAAACAGAAAAGCCCAAAUUUUAGCAUUAUUUACUAUGUGAAUCUUCAGUAGUUAGGUAAUAGAAAAAGGUUUUUAAAAAUAAUAUUUUGAUAACAUUGAAACAACAAAGUUUUUUCGUAUUAACUGGGCUAUUUUUUUCAUGAAUAGAUCUCGAUGUAAAUCAAUUUUCAGUUUAUAUUUUUGAGGUUGUACCUGUGAAAGACACGCGGACGCUUCAAGUUGUGUUCCCGAUUCCGGAUUACAACGCUGAUUAUAAAUCUCAGCCGUCUCAUUACAUCUGUAAAUUUCCCACAUUUCAACGAUACCGAUUUAUGUUUAAGCUCACCUUCUGGGACACGAGGGACCAGGAUCGCUUCUUUCAGAACUGAAAAGACGCGGCUGGGUGAGCUCUCUCUACGCCGGCGGCCACACUCACGCCAGAGGCUUUGGCGUUUUCGAAGUCACCGUCGACCUGAGCCAAGGUGGCGUCAGUUGGUUAGAAAGAGAAGGCUGAGAACAACUUUUCGUUUUGAAACCAAUCCUAUUUUUGAAAAUAGCUCUCUAGUAGCUUGUGAAAAGCUCUCGAAAGCUCUUCUCUGCUCAAUUAGUUCCUGUGAUGGCUUUGUUAACUGAAAUUCAAGGUUUUGAGAUAACUUUUCGAUGAGAAAAAGUUUUUGCAUGAUGAAGUAAUCGUGAAAUAAUUCAAAAGUUUUUUUGAACUGUCCAGUCGAAAUUCCAAUGGAGUUUGCAUCAUUGAAAAAAAGGCAUCAAAACAUUAAAACGAUUUUCUGGUUGAGAGUGUAAAUUUUCUGAACCGCGGUUUUGAAUUUUUUUUUUUUUGUUUUAGAGGGACUCGAACACACAGAAGACAUCGUCGCUUUAGUGUUCAACUACAUCGGAAUGGUGCGGAAGGAAGGAGUCAAACAGUGGAUUUUUGAAGAACUGCGCGACAUUUCCGACAUCACUUUCCGCUUCAAAGUGUGCCUCUCUUUCCUUCUUUAAUUAUUUUCUUUUCAAAUCAUCGUAGCCUUUUUUAGAUCACUAAUGCUUUCUAUUAAAAAGUAAGAAGUUUAUUAAAGUCGGAGGGUAUGUUUAUAAACGGAAUUUUUAUCUAAUUAAGAAAUUAUCUUUUUUUAAACUUUUAUGAUGAUAGCUAAAGUUUUCAAGUUCAGUUUUUUUUUAUUGCAGGAUAAAGUCACUCCAAUGAGUACUGCAAAAAAUGUUUCUUCAAAACUGCAAUACACUCCUUUCGAGGAUGUCUUGUCUGUGGGAAACCUGGUCACCGAAUUUAAUCAAGGUAACUCUUUAAAUGGACCUUUUUCAUCGGAUCCUUUGUUACAGAUAAAAUAAAUGAGAUUCUCUCCCUGAUGACACCAGAAAACAUGAUUUACCGAGUUGUUUCAAAGACUUUCGAGGGAAGAGAAGGAAACACUUUCGAACCGGUUUAUGGAACGGAAAUCCGCGUAGCUGAAAUUUCUCAAGUUUGUCUUUUUCAAAUACUUAUUUCAUUUUGUGAUUUUGUGAAAAAAAAAAGAAUCAAAAAUGUAUCGAGGCGUUUAUAGUCUGAGGCACAGUUGAGAAGUUGUAAAAACUUGAAUGUUGAGGAGAUCAAUCAAUCAAUCAAAAUGUUUUAGAUCUUCGAAAAUAUACCAUAGAGCCUUUUUUAAAUUUUUUUGUAGAAAGACGAAUACAUUGUCCAGUUUAUAGCCUUCAUUAAUACAACUUUUUUUGUUCCGAAUGUGAUUAAUUUAGAAAGUAAUGUCAGUUUUUCAUCAGAACUUUUCUUGAAUCAUAUUAUAAAAAAACAUUCACUACGUGGCAAAGGCUCAUUUUUAAAUAAAAGGGGUUCAAAGGUUUAAAUGCAUGCGCCAGACACUCUUGUCCAUGAUGGUAAACCGAGAAAAAUGUUGAUUAAAAAACAAAAUUGAAUAUAAGAUCAAGCUAGAAAAAAGAGUUUUUCGUCGACCUCGCACGUCUUUUUUCAGGAGAAUAUUCAAAGGUUCGACGAUGCAUUGAAGUCUCGACAUCCAAAUAUGCACCUACCUGAAAAAAACGAGUAUAUUCCGACAAAGUUUGAUCUGAAGCCCAGAGUAGAUAUCAAAAGGUUUGAAUUUUCCGAUGCAUUCAGAUCGAAAAUUGCUGAAAAUUAUAUUUUCAGCGAACAUCCGCAACUGAUCCACGAGGACGGCUGGAGCCGGAUCUGGUUCAAGCAGGACGACGAGUACAAAAUGCCCAAGGCGGAGACGAAAAUCGCCCUGACGACUCCCAUCGUCGCCUAUGAUCCUCGCAGAUCUCUGCUCUCUAGUCUUUGGCUUUGGUGUCUCAAUGUGCGAUCAUUUUGAUGGAUUUAACAGUUUCAUCGUUACAAUCUCCUAAGACGCUGUGUAUUUCAAAAAAAUUUUUCUAAUAUUUUUUUAUUUGUUUGCUUCAAGAUACUACGUUCAAUUUUUUUUGUGAUUUACUCUUAAAAAGUUGAGCCUAAUGUGGAAAGUAAUAAUUGUAAAUUUUAUAAUUCCUCAUUUCUGUUUUACUUUCAGGACACUUUGACCGAAGAGACCUACAAUGCCGACCUCGCAGGCCUCAGGUCACACGUUGAAUCUGGUCCGUUCGGUGUUCAAAUCCGGGUAAGAGCUCGCACCGAAGACUUGUACGCACAUCUCACCUUGCAUGUUUGUUUUUUGCUUUUCUUUUUUUCACUGCUUCUGUCCGUGUUCCGUGUACUAACGCUUUUUCUGUUUUUGACGUUGUUUUGCCUCUGUAAAAAUUUUUCCGUUUUCAACAGCGUUAUGGUCAACCACCAAUGUGUUAAUUUUCAUUCACACUAAUUGGAGAAGUUCCAUUCUUCGAAACUUAGAAUCUUUCCGUUUUUUACCAUUUCUGUUGAAUUGGUUAUCAAUGGUACAAAAUCACUACUUCUGAAAGAUUUUUUUUUCUCAAGAAUGCGCUAGAAAGUUCUCUCUCUAGUUUUACGAUUUUUUUAUUACACCAAAAAGUGGAGACAAAAAUUUUUUACAAAGGCGCCUAAGCUAAUUAUUUUUGCAAACUUUUUUGCUUCUUGUCUUGUAUUUCAAAGUGAAGCAACUAGCCAAUGUGAAAAUUUUCUAUUUUUCGCGUUUUUCUGUCAAUUGCAUGUUCGUUUCUCGGCAAGGCUAUCAACAAAACCUUCAAUCGAUGUUUCCAGGUCUGUGGCUAUGACGAAAAGCAAUCUCUUUUUAUGAAGCACCUUAUUCAAAGAGCCAUUACUUUCAAAAUUGGUAACGCAAAAGUGAAAUAAUUCUGUAAUGGGUUGAGUUCUAGAUCCGACGCGUUUCAACGUCCUUUUCGAUUCUCUUCGUCGCGCUCUUCAGAACUUUGCUCACUCUCAGCCAUACUCUUUGUCGCAACAUUAUGCCCAAAUGCUUCUUGGAGACAAAAUUUGGAGCAAAGAACAACUCCUCGCAGUCUGCAACGGUGCUGGAAAUCGGCAUGGUACAAUAUUUCCCCGAUUUCAGACAUUACUCUAGAAGAAGUCGAAUCUUUCCCGCAAGACAUGUUCAAGGCUUUUCACAUGGAGCUCCUGGUCCACGGAAAUGCCACCAAAGAGGUUUGAGCCAUAGUAGUGCGGUUCUAUUUCCUACUAUACAGGAAGCUUUGACGCUGGGCUCUGAAAUCAGCCAAAUUUUGCGAGGAGCCACCCCAGUCACGCGGCCGCUUUUCUGGAACGAGUUCACUCCUCGUCGAGAAUAUGCCUUGGAGAACGGUUUUCAUGAUAUUUUCCUGAAAUCUCAACUUCUCAAUUAAAGGUGAUCAGUACAUAUAUCGUCAUUUCCAAAGCACUCACGAUGUUUCUUGCGUCGAAGUCUUGUAUCAAGUCGGAGUUCAGGUAAAAGAAGUCUUGCGAAUUUUCAAACCAGAACAACCUCUCAGACUUACAAAGGAAAGGUGUAAUUGUUUUUACUUUUCAGAAUACCCGAGAUAUCGCCAUUGUGAGUCUUCUUGAGCAAAUACUUCGCGAGCCUGCUUUCAAUCAGUUGAGAACCAACGAACAACUCGGUAUCAAACAUUUUCUCCACAUUAUUUUUUUUAAACAAAGAUUCAAGGUUACAUAGUGUGGGUGGGGACGCGUUUAUCUGCGGGAACUUUGUCUCUAAGCGUCAUCGUCCAAGGGCCCAAAGGACCUGACCAUGUUUUGGAGCGGAUAGAAGCCUUUUUGAACAAGGCGAAGGUGAUCUGCGCCUAUCGAAGCCGAUUUCUUUCAUUUUUCAAAUCGCAGACGGAUUUGUUGGAAAUGCCACAAGAAGAGUUCGACCAGCAAGUCAACGGAAUGAUCACGAGGCUUUUGGAGAAGCCGAAAACUCUUUCUUCGAGGUUCAAACGGUUCUGGAACGAAAUCGAGUGUCGACAGUAUCAUUUUUCACGCCGUUUGGAAUUUAAUCCUGUUCACCUUGAUUUUUUUCUCUUUUAAAGGGGAAGAUGAAGUGGAAUACCUGAAGAAUGUCAAAAAAGAGGAACUCUUGGCCCUUUUUGACAGGUUUUAAAAUAGAUAUUUCUUCUUAUUUUUCGACUUUUUUUCAGAAAAUUUCUGAAGACGUCACCAGAACUGAAAAAGCUCGCAGUUUUUGUUCACGGUAAAAACGAGAAUAAAGAGCAAGUGAGCGAAAUUCUGAGAGUAAAGGCAGCGGCUGGCGACGCUCGUGAGAAGGUCGGUUAUCGAGGAUUAUUCAAAAACUGUACUUCGUUUGUUUCAGGAGAUUUCGAACCUAGAAGAGUUGCGCCAGACCCUCUCCCUCUAUGGAAGACCCAAGGCGAAGCUCGACCUGCUCCCGAUCGGCCUCGAUCCUCUCGAACAACCACAAGAGCGCUCUGUAUUGAAAGACGAAAAACCAAAGUCUAAAUACUGA